Messenger RNA from Pseudogymnoascus verrucosus, 1166 nucleotides. RefSeq lists its product as uncharacterized. The transcript is spliced from 2 exons. Bases 254 to 1132 code for a protein of 292 amino acids. Gene Ontology annotation, cellular component: intracellular anatomical structure. Gene Ontology annotation, molecular function: oxidoreductase activity, acting on NAD(P)H, oxygen as acceptor. NCBI's taxonomy places the organism in Eukaryota, Fungi, Ascomycota, Leotiomycetes, Thelebolales, Thelebolaceae. The record is from RefSeq and is a predicted model, not a curated record.
CUUACGACGUAUCUUCUCUAGGCCUACGGUAAUAGUAAUAAUCGGCGACUGGUAAGCCCCCAUGCCAAUGGAGCCUCAGCCAUGACAAUUUCUCCCAUACUCGCACAUGCUAUGUAAACUUGCAUGCCAUACGUCGCAGCUCGCUCACCUUUAAAUUGCAUAGCUGCUGCCAUUAAAUUGCCGUUUAACAGGUCCGCCCUGAUACCUUCAUUAAACUCGUAUCUGGUUCCGAAUAAGCUAAUUCACUAUCAACAUGACUCAAUCACUUGUCCCAGAUACCACCUUGCCAACCGAAAUCCCAGAGUCUCGCCAAUCAGCAGCUAAUGCUCCCGUAUCAAGCCUGUUCUCACUCAGCAAGAGAACAGUGAUUGUCACGGGCGCUGGUCGAGGUCUAGGCAUCGUGCUCGCUGAAGCAAUUCUCGAAUCUGGUGGCGACGUUAUAUGCCUCGAUAUUCUGCCAGCUCCAAGCAAAGACGAGUGGACUCGAAUUGAGCAGACCCAGAAAACUUCCGGUACAUAUUGCAGCUACCAUCAGUGCGAUAUCACCGACGAAGAUGCUGUGACAGCAACUUUGACGGAGGCCGCAAAAGCUGCUUCGAAGAGGGGAAACCCAAUACGCGGGCUCAUUUCGUGUGCCGGCAUUCAGCAAAUGCUGGAUGCGAUUGAUUACCCUUUGGAUGGUUUUAGACGGAUCCUCGAGGUCAAUGUCACUGGAAGCUUCUUGAUCGCAAAGCAUACUGCACGAAUCCUAUGGGAUGAGGGUAACUCUGGCAGCAUUGUCUUCAUUGCUUCUAUGUCUGGACAAAUAGCCAACAGAGGCAUCCAUUGCUCGGCUUAUAACACAUCCAAAGCUGCAGUGCAACAAAUGAGCAGGUCGCUUGCUGUAGAAUGGGGACAGUAUGGCAUCAGAGUGAACACACUGUCCCCGGGAUAUAUCCGUACAUCCAUGACCGAUCAGCUGCUUGCAGAGAAGCCAGAAAUUGAGAAGCUCUGGAUGGCUGGUGCACUUCUCGGACGACUUGGUGCUCCAGAGGAUUUCAAGGCUCCUGCAAUUUACUUGCUUACAGAUGGUUCGUCUUUCAUGACAGGAGCUGAUUUGCGUGUGGACGGAGGACAUUGCGCAUCAGCAUAAUUACUUUUACUUACAACCUAAUUGAGUUAGAGGC